Messenger RNA from Paramecium tetraurelia, 1023 nucleotides. RefSeq lists its product as uncharacterized. Gene Ontology annotation, molecular function: ATP binding; protein serine/threonine kinase activity. Lineage: Eukaryota; Ciliophora; Oligohymenophorea; Peniculida; Parameciidae. The transcript has 5 exons. Gene Ontology annotation, cellular component: cytoplasm. Gene Ontology annotation, biological process: signal transduction; protein phosphorylation. The record is from RefSeq and is a predicted model, not a curated record.
AUGUUAUAAUAAUCUGAGAAGGACUUCACAAUUGAGCAAGUGGUUGGGACUGGUACAUUUGGCAUGGUGCAUCUGGCCACUGAUAAUAGGACGAAGGAGAAGGUUGCGAUCAAGAAGGUGUACUAGGAUCGGAGAUACAAAAACAGAGAGCAUUUGAUCAUUUAAGAAUUGAAUCACCCAUGUGUGGUUAUGUUACGCCAUUCGUUUUUCACCCCUGGAGAGAAUCCACAAGAUGUGUACCUCAAUCUUGUGAUGGAGUACGUACCAGAGACACUUUCGAAGAUGAUACGUCAGAUACGCAAGCAGAAGCAAACGAUCCCAUCCACAUAACUCAAGCUCUACAGUUAUCAAAUGCUUCGUGCGCUGCUCUACCUGCAGGCCAUCGGAAUAUGCCACAGAGACAUAAAACCCCAGAACAUCCUGAUCAACCUCGAAACCAACGUCCUCAAAAUUUGUGAUUUUGGCUCAGCUAAAAGGCUGGUAGUAGGUGAACCUAACAUUGCGUACAUUUGCUCUCGCUACUACAGAGCGCCAGAAUUGAUUUUUGGAGCCACCGAUUACACCACAUAAAUCGACAUGUGGUCAAUUGGUUGUGUCAUUGUUGAAAUGGUUAUGUUGGAACCCAUCUUCCCAGGAGAGAGUGCCCAAGACUAGUUAUUGUAGAUCAUCAAGAUUCUUGGCACACCAACUCCUGAUAUCAUUAAACAAAUGAACCCAGCCAAAGCUGAAGUCAAACUACCUACGAUCAAAGGCAAUCCCUGGUCGAAAAUCUUAGCCAAGCAUAAACCAGAUCUAUUAUUUUUGGAUCUCAUUUCACAGAUGCUAACUUACUCUCCCAAAGCCAGGAUUCAGCCCAUAGAUGCACUCUUGCAUCCAUACUUUGACGACCUAAGAAAGGAGGAAUUUGCCAAAUUAAAUAUCAAAUCCCCAAACCUAUUUGACUUUAACAAGCAAGAACUAAGCAUCAGACCAGAACUCAAUUCUAAAUUAAUCCCACAAUGGUAUUAAAAGUUAAAUACCUGA